ACCCCCAGAUCCAUCACCUAACAACCCCCACGCAGGUGGCAUUGUGGUCACCAUGUCUGCCAGAAACAACAGCUCAGAUGUGACCGAGUUCAUCCUGGUAGGAUUUCCAGGCUCCCUGGGGCUCCACAUCGGCCUUCUAUGGCUCUUCCUGCUGGCUUACAUGCUGACCGUGACAGAGAACUUGGUCAUCAUCACAGUAAUCUAUGCCAGCCCCUCGCUGCACAAACCUAUGUACCUCUUCCUCAGCAACCUGUCCUUCCUAGAGGUUUGGUACAUCUCCGUCACCGUCCCCAAAAUGCUGCUCAGUCUGCUCUCACCCAGGUUCCAGCGCAUCUCCUUCACAGGCUGCAUGGCACAACUGUACUUCUUCUUGGCACUGGCCUGCACCGAGUGCUCGCUCUUGGGGGUCAUGGCCUAUGACCGCUAUGUGGCCGUCUGCAACCCCCUUCGCUACCCAGCCAUCAUGAGCCCUGGUCUCUGCAGCCUCCUGGCUGGUGGUUCCUGGUUCUCUGGCUUCACCAUCUCCCUAGGGAAGGUCUUCUUCAUUUCCCGCCUGGGUUACUGCGGCCCCAACAUCAUGAACCACUUCUUCUGCGAUGUGUCCCCGCUACUGAACCUCGCCUGCUCUGACAUGUCCGUGGCAGAGCUCGUCGACUUCCUCCUGGCACUGCUCAUCCUGUUGGGGCCCCUGGUGUUAACUGUCUUCUCCUACACAGCCAUCCUCAGCACCGUGUUGCGCAUGCCCUCCGCCGGGGGCAGGCAGAAGGCCUUCUCCACCUGCGCCUCGCACCUGGCCGUGGUGGUCAUCUUCUACUCGGCCUCCCUCUUCAUCUACGCCCGGCCACGGGCCAUUUACUCCUUUGACUACAACAAGCUUGUGUCAGUUGUCUACACAGUGCUCACACCCCUCAUCAACCCGAUCAUCUACUGCCUGCGGAACCAGGAGGUCAAGCAGGCAUUGCGCAAGCUGCUGCAGAGACUAGCCCAGGCUCUGGGAGCCUCCUCCUAG
This is a messenger RNA of Microtus ochrogaster (prairie vole), 1009 nucleotides long. RefSeq names its product olfactory receptor 6A2-like. Gene Ontology annotation, molecular function: G protein-coupled receptor activity; olfactory receptor activity. Gene Ontology annotation, biological process: G protein-coupled receptor signaling pathway. Lineage: Eukaryota; Metazoa; Chordata; Mammalia; Rodentia; Cricetidae. Gene Ontology annotation, cellular component: membrane. The record is from RefSeq and is a predicted model, not a curated record.